Molecule: messenger RNA, 2284 nt
Organism: Calidris pugnax (ruff)
Lineage: Eukaryota; Metazoa; Chordata; Aves; Charadriiformes; Scolopacidae
Product: dimethylaniline monooxygenase [N-oxide-forming] 4-like
Exons: 10
Coding region: 209-1849 (546 amino acids)
Molecular function (GO): NADP binding; flavin adenine dinucleotide binding; N,N-dimethylaniline monooxygenase activity
Source: RefSeq, a predicted model, not a curated record
GGACAGAAGCAAAUUGCUGAGGGGAGUCACUGGGCACUCGCUGAGGGCUUAGCACAGCGGGAAGGGUGAUGAGCAGUGUCCAUCCAUCAUGCUCAAGUCAGGAACUAGUGAUGGUUUUCUCCAAGGACAGUUUUCCUCUGUGGACACCUGCAGCCGAGGAAGAACAUAAGUUACUCACACGCUGGCCCGUUGCCUGCUGUGGGACAGCAUGGUGCGGCGCGUGGCUGUUAUCGGGGCCGGGGCCGGUGGGUUGGCCUCCAUCAAGUGCUGCCUGGACGAGGGGCUGGAGCCCACCUGCUUUGAGAGGAGCGAGGACAUCGGGGGGAUCUGGCGCUACACGGACUCCACGGAUGGUGGGCGGAUCAGUGUAUACCGCUCAGUCAUCACCAACACCUCCAAGGAGAUGUCCUGCUUCAGUGACUUCCCCUGCCCAGAGAAUUUUCCCAGUUUCCUACCUCAUGGUCUCCUCCUGGAGUACUAUCGGAUGUACGCCCAGCACUUCGACCUCCUGCGGCACAUACGCUUCAAGACGACAGCUGUCAGCGUGAGGAGGCGCCCGGAUUUUGCCACCUCAGGCCAGUGGGAGGUGGUCACCGAGACCGACGGCAUCCGGGAGUCACACGUCUUCGAUGCCGUCAUGGUUUGCACCGGCCAUUACCAGGAGCCCUACUUACCAUUGGCUUCUUUCCCAGGUAUCAACACCCGCUUCAAAGGACAAUACCUCCACAGCUGGGAAUACAAAGAUGUGGAGGCUUUCCGGGGAAAGCGGGUCCUUGUAGUCGGCGUUGGCAACACCGGCGGUGACAUCUCCGUGGAGCUGAGCCGUGUGGCUGCAAAGGUGUUCCUCAGUGCCAGGAGCAGCACGUGGGUGUUCAGCCGUGUCUCGGACCACGGCUUCCCCUUCGACAUGGUCAGCACCACCCGCUUCAAUCACUUUCUCGACUGGCUUCUCCCAUCAGCCCUCUCAAGGAGGAUCAGGUUUCGGAAGUUCAAUUCGUGGUUUAACCAUGCAAACUAUGGCUUGGCUUCUACCAAAAGCUCCAACUUUAAGGUAAUUAUCAAUGAAGAGCUGCCAUUUUGUCUCCUGUCUGGGACCGUUGUGUUGAAGACAACUGUGAAGGAGUUCACUGAAAACUCUGCUGUUUUUGAAGACGGGACAAUCGAAGAAAAUAUCGAUGUGGUGCUCUUUGCCACAGGCUACAUCUUCUCAUUUCCCUUCCUUGAAGAGCCAGUUCGCAGCCUCUUCGAUGAUAACCGUUCCCUCUAUAAGCGCAUCUUCCCUCCACAGCUGGAAAAGCCAACGCUGGCCAUCAUUGGCUUAGUCCAACUCACUGGCUCUGUGAUGGUGGGAACAGAAAUGCAGGCUCGUUGGGUGACAGGGAUCUUUGCAGGCUGGAACAAGCUCCCUCCCACCAGCAGGAUGAUAGCCGAUGUUUUGAAGAAGAAGCCGCCAGUCAAAAGGAAUCCAUCCGAGAGGGACAACUUGAAGAUUAGUUUUAUCAGCUACACUGAUGAAAUUGCUUCGUGUGCUGGUGUAAAGCCCAACGUGCUGAGGCUGCUCCUGACAGACCCCAGGCUGGCCCUGGCCAUCUUCUUCGGCCCCUGCACGCCCUACCAGUACCGGUUGGUGGGACGGGGAAAGUGGAGUGGGGCCAGAAAUGCCAUCCUGACUCAGUGGCAGCGGACACUGAAGCCCUUGAGAACUCGGGUGGUAGAUGACUCCUCCAGUGGCUCCUCCAGCUGGUGCUGGAUGUGCCUCCUGGCCUUGCCGGUGGCUCUCACAGCAGGUUUCCUCCUUUCUAAAAACCCCCGGCCAGGCUGGAGUCUCUGGGUAGGUCCCCAACUGUAGAGGAAGCCUGGUGAGACCUGGUCCUGAGCAAGCUGGGGAUGGUGCUGGGUGCCAUCAGGAGGGCUAGAGCUGGCCCAGCACUGGCAGAGCCUGGAGCCUGGAGCUGUCUGGUGUCUGGCCACCUCCUGCCAAUGUCUCACGCCCAUCAAGAGCUGUAUGGAGCUUUUACCCCAAACCUGCUGCGAUCUGUGCCCACUUUGUACCAGCACCAGGCUGGAUCUCCAGAGGGCUUUUGGGAAGAGCCAUUUUGGGAUGGGCUGGUGCAGGGGGCCAGCCUUCCCCCUGCACCCGCUCGGCCGUAAAAUUUCAGCAAGACCCACACCACCUUGAGAUUUUCGGAAACGCUAACUGUAGAGAUCUUUCUGUUUGUCUGGCAACUUUUGGGACACGAGGGAGGGAGCCACAAAUAAACCUCACGGAUUUGGUCUUCUCUGA